UGUUGGUAUAAGAGUACAUGAGCAAUGGUUCACUUGCAUCUGCUAUUUACACCUGAAAAACAACUUUGUUGGAUCAGCGGAUGGAUAUUGCCCGCAACAUAGCCAAAGGACUCAUCUAUCUUCAUGAAGAUUGUGAAACCCGAAUUAUCCAUUGUGAUGUAAAGCCUCAAAACAUACUCAUGAAUGAGUAUAACUGUGCAAAAAUAUCAGACUUUGGAUUGGCCAAACUUUUGAAGCCUGACCAGACUAGAUCCUUUACAAGAAUCAGAGGGACAAGGGGGUAUGUUGCCCCAGAAUGGCAAAGGAAACUACCUGUUACAGUCAAAGCAGAUGUUUACAGCUUCGGCAUUGUAUUAUUAAAUAUCACAUGUUGUCGACGGAGUGUGGACUGGACCCUUUCUGAGGAGGAAGCUAUUCUUGAAGAGUGGGUUUACCAUUGUUUUCAGGCUGGGCAGCUCGGAGAAGUUGUACGUGAUGAAGAUGUUGACAAGCUACAGUUGGAGAGGACGGUUAAAGUGGGACUUUGGUGUAUCCAGUAUGAGCCAUCACUUCGUCCUUCAAUGAAGAAGGUUCUACUGAUGUUGGAAGACAUAGUAGAUAUUCCACUACCUUCCAAUCCAACUUCUUCUCUUAGUGCCAUUUAAAAAUGUGUGUGCUUUUCUAAUAAUUGAAAAUUGUGAUUAACAGUUGGGUUUGCCCUAUUUUAUUCCCAGGAUGUUUGUGAUGUGUGUAACUUCCUUUCUUCAGGAAUGCUAUGAGUGGGUUCCUGUGAACUAAUAUUAAAGAUGCUUGCUUCUAAACAGAAACUAACCCAACCUCCUAUCCAACAAAAAUGAAGGAAAAAACAAACCUAACCCGACCAGCGUCACAACUCUCUCCGUCCAAAUACAAGAAAAA
Pistacia vera is the source of this 897-nucleotide messenger RNA. RefSeq names its product G-type lectin S-receptor-like serine/threonine-protein kinase LECRK3. Gene Ontology annotation, molecular function: protein kinase activity; ATP binding. The record is from RefSeq and is a predicted model, not a curated record. The transcript has a single exon. Lineage: Eukaryota; Viridiplantae; Streptophyta; Magnoliopsida; Sapindales; Anacardiaceae. Gene Ontology annotation, biological process: protein phosphorylation. The coding region runs from base 81 to 644 and encodes 187 amino acids.